CGUGCCGUAUAUACCGACCGUACGUCAGGACAAUAAUUCUGUCCAGAAAUCCUCGCUGUCUGAAUAUUUGUCUGCGCCGUGGUUUGAAGUUAAUGUCGGCUUUCUGAUGCACUGAACCUAUAAUGGAUGUCGUUUGAGACGAUACUGGACUGCAGCAACAGUUAUGAUUGAAUAGAAUGGCCAGUGCUUAACUAUGGAUGCAUUACGGAUAGAAGAGAAGACCUUACUGUUUGAGUUUGAACUGACAGACUGCAUCUUAAAUACACCAGGCAGUUAUUACAUUAAGUUGUCUAUUCAGUGUGCAGCAGAUGAGGCACAAGACCUUCUUAAACAGGUCAGAGUGUGGCCAGGUGAUGACGAAGACCUAUCAGAAGAGAGUGUUUCCACGGUAACCAGCACUGUAGAUGUAACAGAGGCAAAUGCAGACAAGCCACAGAAAUUCGCCGACAACAGUUUUACGUUUUGCCUCCCUAAAGGUCUUUGCUCUCCCAAUGCUGCUAGCGAAGUCAUACUCCAAGCUGAGGUUUUUCCUUACACUGAGAAUGAUGUCGCUGUCGGGACGGUACCCAAUGUCGGGCAGGCGACCUUUACCAUCUAUCCGCGCACCAGCACCCCUUUCAUCAAACUUGUUGGAGCCAACCAAGGAGAAAACUUGUACAAGUAUGGCGGAACGCUCAGCCUGAGGAAGCUGCUGGCUGAAGACGGUCUGACCGUCCUUGGGGGUAGGCUGAAUUACCAAGUGAAGUUGAGGCUACAACCAGACAAGGAGCCAGAGCCAGAGGUUCCCCCAGAGUCACCUGCUGUUGAGGAACCCCCAGCUGAACCAGAACCUUCCCCAGUACCGACACCAGAGACGGACAUGCCCCCACCGUUACUUAGACCCAAGACAACUUCCAUUCCAAAACAAGCAGCAGUCAGCCUUGAGGACAGGCUUCCCAGGAAAGAGUUCAAUCCCAGGCGAGGCUCCGAUCUCCUGAGACAGAACCACAUUUCCAGACCAGAUCAGGAGGAUGUGAUAGUGAUCAUCCAUGCUGCUUCCAAUCUGCCACGAUUACCGGAUGGGUCUGCUCCGAGAGCCUAUGUGGCAGGGACCUGUGAUUCUGCAGUCAAAGAGACUACACUUGGAAUCUGCACUACACACUCUGUUCAGUCCGCCAGCACCAACCCAACCUGGGAAGAAGCUAUCAGAAUUACUGUUCCUGUGAAGGGGAUGCAGGAGAAGUCAGGGACCCAAUUUAUGCAAGAUAUCAAGCUUCAAGUUAUUCAUGAGACUUCACGAGAUGCAAUACUGGAGUACAGACUACCACUCAAUCAGCUGCAGCCCUUCCAUCACUAUCAUCUGGACCUUGUUCAAGAUGACAGCCACCUUUUCAUCUCAGUCCUACGAAGACAGCCUCUCCUGACAAGAUUGGAUGAUAGUUUGCUUCAAUCCCAAGAUGCUCUUGGCUUCCACGGAUUAGAAGUAUUACUGCAAGGGGUGGAGGAGCAGUUGGCCAAUCCUGUGGGGCCUCUCAUUGCCACAGCCAGACUCGUCCCUGACCUUCUCUCUUAUAGGCAUCACACUGCAGAACGUAAUCUCCAAGCCUUGAGCCUCAUCCCAUUAACUGUUGCUUACCCUGACCCACACCCGUCUUCAUUUCUUGUUCCUCAAGGAGGAGUCAAAUCAGGCUCGCCCCAGGUGAGCCUAGUCGGGCUACCUGAGGAUCAGCCUUGCUGGCAACAUGGAUUCCUCUUCACUCACCCCAGGGAGCUGGCUUCAUUAUUCACCGACGUUGCCGCAUUGGCUCUCCAGUUUUACCCAGCAUCUUCUGCUUUCAAUGGUGAAGCGUGGUUAUUACAUACCCCAUCGGGAUACUGUGCUCAGCUUCUUGAUACUAGAGCAUAUCACGCAUUGAGGAGUGAUCGCGGUAGGCUUGGAAUACGAGUCAAUCUGCCCCUUCAGGGUAGUGAUUUGAAAUCAAGAGAUGACAAGACACCACACAUAUCAAUCAUACUGCGACUCAUCACGUCUAUGAGACCGGAUUCGUUGGCCGCAUCCAGUGACUUGAACAUGCUGCCAAGCCUGCCGACAUUCUAUCAACAUGAACUGAAAUCUCCGGAGCCGUCCUUCCAGCCCCUGUCAGUAACACCAUCAUCACCACCGGCAACGCCCAAGCAGGGCGCCCAGUCAUCGCCUUCGCCUGCCCCCCGACCAAUGCGGGCUAGCACCCCACCGCCAGUGCCACUCUACACACCGAGGCAAAAAACAAGAAAGAAAAUUGCCAUGGAUGAUGAUGACCUCCCUUCCCACAAUGCCAUGCGGGACCUUUUACCAUCCAAUAAAUACCGUAUUCCCCCCACAAGGCAUUCUGAUAAUGGCCUUAUACCAACCAGGCUCCCGCCAAGCCCCGACCCUUACAAACUGAAAGACAGGAAACCCAAACCAAAUUCGGCACCUUCAGAGAACUUUGACAAAUACACUCUUAGUUUGAUGGAUGCCCAACAGAAGGAGCUAUCGAGCUACCGUGAAGCACUCAACAGGAUGGGGGAAGAAAUUGUACGAUUGCAGGAAAACAUUGGUAGGUUAGAAGCAGACAACAGCAAGCUACGACAACGCAUCAAUAUGUAUGAGGACGCAUCAAGGGCAAUGGUUACCAAUGAUGAUCUCGACGACAUUACUAAGGCAGAACUGCUUGAAAAGUAUGUGGUUGUGCGGCAGAAGUUGGCCAGGCAGGUGUCAGAGACCACAAAUUACCGGGACCAAGUCCUGAAACUCCAAAAUGAUAUGAUCAAGCAAAAUGACCGUGAGCAGCUGUACCUGAGCCAGCAGGAUGCCCAGUCAGCUCAGGCCAACGCCUUGCAGGAGAAACAAAUGAAGAUCAAGAAACUGGAGAGGACGUGCAGAGAGCAGGAGAAAGCCCUGGAGAAGAUGGAGAAACUGCUCCUGAGUAAACGGCCCAAGAAUGCCAAGCAAGAAGAUGCAAGGAGGAACGAGGUUGACCUUGUUGCUGCUGAAAAUGCCAGAUUGAAGGCGCAGAUAGAGCAAAUCCGAGUGGAAUCGGCAAAUAAGGCCUCAAGGAACAGCGAUGCAGAGAAGAUGAUGAUGCAACUACAGCUAGAGAAAUCGAAGAGCAGGAUACAGUCUCUGGAGAGAGAGUUAAUGGAGAAAGCACGUGAAUGGGGGAAACAAAAGGAAUCGUUACGCCUUCGCAUGGGUGAACAACAUCAAAGUUACAACCAGAGAGCUCUGCCACCGUUACGAGACAGAGGAUACAACCAUUAUAGCGAUGACGAACUGGACCGGGGUUACAGGGGUCUCAGGCAACAUUCCCCGGUCACACACCCGUACUUCUAAUGAGGGAUUAACCAAGCUUGUUACCAAGAUCAAGUUCCUCUGGGACCAGCCUGGUCCAUUCCUUUAACAGGCAGAAUCUGGGCGUGAUACUUUCACAGCUGUUUGAAGAUCUUCAGUUUCAGCGACUGGAGUUGCACCCAGUAUACAGCCAGACACAGCAGUUUGACUAACAAGACAGGUUUAGAUUGGAAUACGUCGCAGAGAAGUCACUGUCAUUUGCUGUUAUUCAAAGCAUAAUGGCUAGCUUGUUUUCCUGUGUGGACAGCCAGCAGGACUAUGAUUUUCAUAGGCAUGUAUUGUGUAUAGAUGCAGGUGCAUUCCAUGCACAUUCUCCGUAGCUCAGCUAGUUUCCUUGAUUUUGUAUUUGUGUAUGUCAUCAAAGAUUGGCAAAUGUCAUGCUGUCUUAUGCAGUUUGGAAUUACCAAUUUAUUCUGAAUUCCUAGUUGCAUUCCUACACGUUCUGUUUUCAUGUCGACGAUCAAAGUUGCGUGACUGGUUUACGGAAGAGUUUACGGAUCUUCUUUGUGUUUCACGUUUGAUGCUCAAUCAGGACACACACCUGUUAAUUCGACGUUUGUUUUCUGUCCAGGGAUACAAUGCCUCUUUCUGUUUUAUUUCAUCCAAACCUGGCCCUAUCCAUUAUGAUCAAUUACAUGUAUUCCAUUAUGAUCAACUAUCCACUCUCAACGGGAACAAGAGAGGGCGUUCUGGGAACUCAACACCUGCAUGCACAGGUUCAUGCACAUUUGGCCCUAAAUGCACUCAGUAUGCAUGAACAAUUUCUGUUCAAAUGUAUGGUCUCCAUAUGUAUGUGCUGGGCAUAUGCAAGAGCCGAGUUGAUAAAGUUCCCACCAGCCUGACUAUUCUUUGUUAGUGAGGGUGCACUUUCAGUUGGCACGUACAUGUAUUGUUAGAAUAGACUGUAUUAUGCACACACUGUUUUUUACAGUGAUCAGAUGUAUUAUUUAUGUACAUGUGUUUUGCAAAAAUUAUCGUGUGAAAUUUUACUUUUGGAAACAGGUUUUCUAGAUGUACCAGCCAUCGAA
Molecule: messenger RNA, 4380 nt
Organism: Acanthaster planci (crown-of-thorns starfish)
Lineage: Eukaryota; Metazoa; Echinodermata; Asteroidea; Valvatida; Acanthasteridae
Product: coiled-coil domain-containing protein 33-like
Cellular component (GO): peroxisome
Source: RefSeq, a predicted model, not a curated record